Trachymyrmex septentrionalis is the source of this 1921-nucleotide messenger RNA. RefSeq lists its product as uncharacterized. The transcript has 2 exons. The record is from RefSeq and is a predicted model, not a curated record. Lineage: Eukaryota; Metazoa; Arthropoda; Insecta; Hymenoptera; Formicidae. The coding region runs from base 33 to 1616 and encodes 527 amino acids.
UCAACGGACAGCUUCUCAAUUAGCUUUCUAAGAUGAGGAUCUUAUUUUUUGUGCUUUUGUGUCUUACUUUGGCUGUCUGCAGUCCAAUAGGAACUUAUCGGAAUGAGUUUGCCAUGGGUGAACGUCAAGAAAACGAUUAUCUCAUUACUAACAGAACUAUUACUAAGCAUUUUCUUUUGAAGCCUAUAAUCACAGUAGGUGUAACAGCUCCAAACAAUGCAAUACUCACCCAAAUUAAAAUCACAAAUAUCGGAAAUCAACGAACUCUAUUUAUACCGAAAAGAUUCAGUUAUACAAAUAUAGCUAUAAUAAUUAUUGGAAAAUUUGGAGAAGCAAUACAUGUACGCGUGGAAGGUUAUGCAAAAAGUAUUUUAACAACUGCUCCAAAUAUAACUACCACGACACCUAAUAAUGAAGAUAACAGUGCAUCUAGUAGCGAAGAAAGUCACAACACAUCUGGAACUUCUGAAAAUAGUGAAGAAAACAAUGGAAAUAACGCACCUGAUGCCGGGGAUAAAAACAACAGUGCAUCCAACGCCGAGGAUGAAAACAAUAGCGCAUCCGAAGCAGAGAAUAAAAGUAACUCAGCCGAAGAUGGCAAUAAAGAGAACAGCGUACCCAAUGCCGAAGAUGAAAAUAACAACUCAGCCAAGGAUGGCAACGCACCUGAUGAAAACAAUACCCCUGAUGCAGGAGACAAGGAUAGAAAUAACUCAGUUGAAAAUGACAAUGAAGGAAACAGUGCAUCCAAUGCCAAAGAUGAAGGAAACAGCGCACAGCCUGAUGCAGGAGAUAAAAAUAACAAUUCAGCUGAAAGUGGCAAUGAAGAAAACAGUGCACCUGAUGCCGGAGAUGAAAAUAAUAACUCGGCCAAUGAUGGCAAUGGAGGAAAUAGCGCACCUGAUGUAGAAAAUGGGAAUAACAACUCAACCAAAGAUAGCAACAAAGGAAACAACGCACCUGAUGCCAAGGAUGAGAACAACAGCGCAUCCGAUGCAGAGGAUAGAAAUAAUAACUCAGCCAAAAAUGGCAAUGGAGGAAAUAGUGCACCCGAUUCCAAAGAUGCAGGAAACAACGCACCUGAUGCCGAGGAUGAAAAUAACAACUCAGCUAAAGAUGAAAACGGAGAAAAUAACGCACCUGAUACCAAGAAUGAGAACAACAGCACAGGAGAUAGAAAUACCAACUCAGCCAAAGAUGACAACGCAGGAAACAGCGCACCUGAUGCUGAGGAUAAAGACAACAGCACACCCGGAGAUGGAAAUAACAACCCAAUAGAAGAUGAAGCUGAAGAAAAUACCGCACCUGAUGCUAGGGAUGAAAAUGACAAUUCAGCCAAAAGUGAGGAUGGAGAAAACAACAAUGGAAACAGCAUACUUGAAGAUGGCGAUAGAAGCAAUAGCGCAUCCGAAAGUAGUGAUGGAAACAACACCGUACUCAAUGGUGACGAUGGAAACAACGCACCCAUUCAUGGAAAUGAAAACAAUACGCUUAACAACAGUGGAGACAGCAGCACAGCUAAUUAUAAUGAUAGAAACAACAGCGCAACUGAUAAUAGCAACGACGACAACAACAACGACAACGACAAUAGUAAUAAUUCUGGCAAUAACAUGUAAAUGAGAAUUAUGGCUUUCGUCGGUGAUUACGUUAGAUAUAUUCGAGAUGUCAAAAUUAAGAUACUUAUCAAUUGAAAUUAUUGAAAAUUUAAGAUCGUAAAUAAUAUGUGAUAAAGUACCACGCUCAAAAAUACAGUCAUCAAUGUGACUUCUACAUUAAAAAUUACUUAAUAAUUUAUUAAUAAUUUUAACUAAAAAAAUUCUAUAAAUGAAAAUAUCAACUCAGCCGAAGAUGGGGACGCAAUAAACAGCUCCAAUAUUGAAAAUGAAAAUAACAACUUGGUAGAAGGAGGCUGAAAGAGACG